CCCACCCCUCGUCAAAGUAAACACAUGGGAGUUGAUAAAAUGAAGGAUUUGAGGUGCGCUAAAGUGGGGAAUGGCUUCUGUUCAGUGCGCAAUCCCCACUUCCCGGAAAAUAGUGAAGAGGGGUUGAGGGCACCUUCCAGACUCCCUCCAGUCGAUUUAGACUAGUUGUCCAAGUCAAGAUGGAUUCUCCAUUUGCUCCAUGAAAUUCAAGUAUUUCCCCGCGUUAUUCUAUUCCGUUUAACGACAUAAUAUACCAUUUGUCAGUGAAAAAUAACGAGAGUAAACGAGUUUUUUGUGGAAUAGAAUGUGCAGUUAUGAGUGAUAAAUUUCACGGUGGAAUACAAUCGUACUACAAUGGUGGAUAACAAUUGCAUUAUCGAGGGGAAUGUCAAAUUCCGGGACGGCAAAAAAUGGAAGUCACGGUGGUGUGUGAUGCGAAAGCUGUCGCCAGUAGCAGACUGUUUACAUCUGCAACUGUAUGGGGACAGCAAAGACCGGUACAAGCAGGGGCAGACUAAAGCAUCUCUGAGCCUGCAGCACUUUUUGGGAAUUGAGAGCGGUUUGACUCUUGAUAAAGAGUCCAACACAGUGGCUAUAAUAUGCCAGGAUUUAAUCGUCGUUCUUGCUUUUGACACGCGGGAGCGGUUGAUCCAGUGGCAGGUGAAAAUAUCGAGUAAUUUGGGGGAUGAUCAACAAUUUCUGGUGCUGAUAUCCACAGCCCCAGCAAAAGCUAAAGUAUCAACGGGCCCAGCCCACCUCCACAUCCAAGACGGUCGCUUCUGCAUAACCGUUGGAGUGCCCCCACGACUAAUCGGUGUCUGGGAAAUAGGGCAUCUCCGUCGUUAUGGCGUAGUUGAGGGUAGAUUUUGCUUCGAGGGUGGCUCACGUUGUGGUCGUGGCGAAGGGUUGCACGUGCUCAUAACAGAUCAGGGCGAUGAUAUCGUCAAAGCACUGCAGCUGGCGGCAGAGGGCAAGCUGUCCCGUAAACGACCAAUCAUCCGUGAAUUAUCAGUGCAGGACAGCCCCAGACGUCAGUUCUCACGUUCUGACACGCGUGCCAGUGAUUUUUUCCCCCCAACCGUAUAUUCUACGACUUACAAAGACGAUACGGACUUGACUAAAACCGAAACAUCUCCGUGUUGGUCCUCAACUGAGAGCCGUCACAAUGUGGAGCUAGACGGUGACUAUCGAGAGGUUGGGGGAUCGAUAAACGAGUUGACUGAUAAAAAUGAAUCCUUAGAAUGGCGGAGCACAUUGCCAAGACAGCACAGCUCGGUUUUGGAGCGCUGCGCCAGUUGCAUCAGCAAACUCGGUGCAGUCUCCAAGACCUCGACCUUUAUCACCAACUCAACGCACACCUCUAUGAACACCUCGGUGAAUCCACCGAAGGGUUUCGACAGAAUAUCCCUAUCAUCCUACAGUACCAGUAGUCACGACAGUGAUUACUCGACCUUUCCUUCAAAUACAACUGAUACCAGCGCCAAACCUAAUUCAAUCAUUACCAAAACCGAUACUAGCGUUACCAAAUCUAAUCCCAGCGUUAUCAAAUCUAAUCCCAGCGUUAUCAAGCCUAAUCCCAGCGUUACCAAACCUAAUCCUAACGUUACCGCCGAGAGCCCUCACGCACCUCCGAAAGACACAGUAGAUUUACCUCUACCCCCGAGACCGCCCUCAACCCGACUGAAACCUAAGAAGCCUCCAAUGCCUCUUCCCGAUAAAAUCUGCACCUGCACGACCGCUGUCCAAACACCAAGGAAACCCGAUCCUUACGACAACUACGACAUCCCCAAGACAAUCUUGGCACACCACAUGUCCCUGGAGCCGCCACAAACACAAGAUCAGUACUACGAUACUCCACGGAAGAUAAAGGAGUGCCUUGCAUUACCAAAGAAUCAAAAUUAUCCGAACUACGAUACGCCUUACAACUCACAAGCUGUAGUUCUUCAGCAGUGCGGCUGUCCCAGCAAACUACCAGCUCAGUCUCCAAGAUCGGCAUGUCCCUGUCACAAUGUCAUGAGCUGGGCUGGUUUUGUCCUGCCGUAUUGUCGACGUGGAGCUGGCAUCGAGUCCGGUGUCACUGUCCAUCCCAUCAAGCUCUCAGGUCAAGGCAAGAUGCCGGUGGUCAAUGCCAGCGGUGAAGUCGCCAUCUAUCCACUCUCAAAGGGUGCUAAGACUGAUAUCACAACAAGAGAAGAACCCAUCAACAACAACUACGAGAACCUCACACCCGUCAUCGAGACCCAGCCCGAGUCAAAAUCAAACUACGUGAACAUCGACUUCAGCGAGUCCCUGGAGCACUACGAGAACAGCAGAGAUGUCAUCACGAAGAGUGGAAUCACCCAGGAGGAGAUUCAGGAGAUCGCAUGCGAGCUCAAGCCUGACGAUUGCAGGAAGUCUUCAGGAUCAACGGAGAAGAUCAAGGACGACGAGAUUUGCACCAAGUGCGGACACAUGAAGGAGAACUCACCGGAUUAUCUACUCAUGGAUCCGGAUAAGCAGCUCGUGAAGAAGGCGUUCUCGAGUUAUUUGCCGAUGCAACCGGCGCACAACCACUGCUCCAAGGAAGUCCUAUCCCGCAUCUACAGCGGGACAAAAAGCUCGAGCAAUCCGACGCUUUUUGGACCUCCUGUGGAGUCCACCUCGACCCGUAAGCGAUCUGAUUCAGAAUUACGGAUUCCGGGCUCGGCUAUGCUGUCGAGUCCUUACUUGAGGCGCCGGUUGAUCGAUCCUGCUCAAGCCAUCGAGUCCAGCGCUAGCCUGGAGAUUCUUUGGAGGAAGAGAUCAUAUUCGGCUGAGUCGGCGCAUUAUCAGACACCGGAGGAGAGCCCGGGGUUCUCCUCGGCGUUGGAAAUCCACAAGUGUCCAAGCGAGACUAGCAAGACUGUCAUUAAAAACGAAGAGAGCGCUUGUCAGCCUUUUUCCAUCAAGAUUAGACGAUCGUCAUCGGUGCCCUCGAAGACUGGUCACAAUCGGGACUCCUCCAGCAGCAAUGACUCUGGCGUUUCCACGGGCUCCUUGAGUCAUCGAAACGCCGAGUUCGUGGAGUUCGAGUUGUCCCUCGCGCCGAUCAAUUCGACACGCAAGCAGAAUAUCCUGACCGUCUGCAGGAAGAGUCCACCGCCCAUUUGCUAUCACAGCAGUCUACCCAGGAAGUCCAAGUCCAGUGAUCCAUUGAGGGAGUUGUCCUUCCAGUUCCAGAAGAUCCAGGUGCCGACCAAGUCGUCAUCCGCUGAGGGUGAAAUACCGGGUCUACCGAAGGCCACGGGCAAGGGCUUUAGCAGUCCUGGCGAGGCCUCAGGAACACCUUACAUCGACUCCAGGAGCACCAGCAGUGGAACUUCCGAUAUGUCUGACUAUAUUGAGACCCUGUCUCUGUCUUCUCAUUCAUCAUCGGAUGCUCCGGACAGUUUGAGGGGUCAGGGCGGUCGUGCCGUUACCACUACAUUGAGACCCAGGAGUGGAAAGGAGUAUUAUAAAAUUGAUCGUGCCAUUCUCAAUGAACAAGCCAGGAGCAGCGGACAGGGCUUUCCAAAUAUCACUCCAGUCAUGGAGAAGAGCGAGUCACCGUCGCCUGGUUAUAUGAGUAGCUCGCCUUUUGAGCAGCCACAGACAUCCAGGCAGCGGUUCUUGUUCCCCGAUGUCAGUGAUAUUUGAAUUUAAGUCGAAGGUUAUCAGGGAGUUUUUGCUAAACUCACGCAUAUGGCCCACGCCAUUUUGCACUCAUUUGCAUUGAACAAGAUGGCAGUGUUCGCUGUCCUUGUUUGAUGCGUUGAAAAGUGCGUGGCCCUGUGGCGCCAUUAGUACCUGAAUUGACCACAAAACUCCCUAAUAGAAAAACAGCCUUUCUAUGAGAUAAUCUUGGGAAUUUUCUGGAGGUCUCACUUUUGGAAAAUUUAUCUUAAAAUUUCAGAACAAAUUUCAUAUUUUUUUUUAUUGGAAAAUGAAUUAAGGCGGUGUAAUAUUUAUAUUAUUACAAAAGAUUUCGAAAGGAAAAUUGCCAUUUCUUCUCUAGAUAUUCUCGAGUAUCUCAUAGAAUUCUCAGAGGAAUUCAAAAGAAUUUCUCAGAGAAAGCGCAAGGUUUUUCUAUUAAAUUGUUUCAUACGUGCGAUCUUCGAUCGACAAUAUCUCCGGAUUGAAUGAAUCGAUUUUGAUGGGAUUUGUGUUAUUUUAAAAACAGAGAGAACACCUCAGAUGUAGAAAAAAAUCUAGGGACGGUACUCUGUCAUUCUCGAGGUAUUGGAGAUCGAGGAUCUGGAUUUGAGCGAAAUCGAAUUAGGUCGCUUAUAUUGAUUUCUUCAUGCAAAAUACAACGCGCCAAUUAUUAUCACUGCCAAUAUCUCAAUAUUUCUGGUGAAAAUAUGUCUUCCCGUAGACACAUUUUUAUUGCCAUUCAACGGUCAAUCGCUUCUAUGGAACACAACCAAUUGAAUUGUUUCUCAAAUAUGCUCAAUACGAAUGAUAAUAGUUGUAUAGUGUGACUCCUGCCCUAGGUUUAAUAACUUAAAAUGAAAACGAAAAUACGUAAUUCUGUCCCAUACUUUCGACGAUGUGAUGGACUUUCUUUAAGGAAUUUUCUCUCAUGAAAUGUGUGAUGUGUGAAUCGGAAAAAUUGGAGGUUUAGGCUCCACACGUGAUGAAAAUUAAUAGAAAACCAUUUCCUAGGGAAUUCUAUUGAUUUUUUAUUAAAACUCUAUUGACAUUUUUAAUAAUUUCCUUUGUGCCAUUUUUCAUUUGAAAAAUCAAUGGAUUUUUAUCUUUCCAUGAAAAUCCUGGAGUCGUAUUUUCCUGUUUUAAAAUUCAAUCUGUUUGGAGUUUUAACAGAAAGUCAAUAGAAUUUUUAAAUUAUUUCACACGUGUCAGAUAGAAUUCAACAGGGUUUUACUCAACCUAACGGUUUUUUAUAAAAAAAAAAAAAUUAGCGUCUCGGUAAUUUCUGAUAUUUAAAUUCUACUAACAAGUUCAUGAGAUGAGAAAACAUGUGGCAUUAUUCAUUCCUAAGCACAGUUGACUAUUAUGUUUCCGAUAAUUUAUUUAUUAUUUAUUUAUUCGCGACUCGAUGAUUUUUUUUUCCUGUUAUACGUGCCGAGUGUUUUAAUAGUUUUAUGGCUUGUCAAUGCAAUUGGCUAGUGUACAAUAAUUUUAAAAACACGAUUUAACGAUUGCUUCGCCAUUUUAACGAAUUAAUGAUGAAUUCCAAUGAAAUCACGUCAAUAGUGACAAUAAUUUGAAUAUAUCAAAAAAUACGAGCAAAACUCAAAGAUAGAUAGUUUAUGGAGAGUAAAUACGUUUGUUUCAAUUUUUUAAACUCGAAUAUGUUAAGAUAAUGCACGAGUGAUGAUUUUUAAUGCACCGAUGGAGAUUAAUCACAAUGAGAACAAACGAAAAAGUAUUAAAUUAGUAUUACCACAAGACUGAGAAACAUGAGGCUGUGGUUUCGUAAUGAAGUGGAAUGAAUAAGGAUGAAUUUCUGAUGAGAAAUCCCCUUGAUUAUUAAUUUUUUAUUCCCUUCAAUUACAAAAUCAUGAUAAACGCCUGGAAAAUUAUUGAAUCAAUAUGAGAAAAAGAGAAAAUCAACGGGAACAUUAAUCUAUAUCUUUUUAAUAAUUUUCAAUAGUGAAAUUUUAAUGAGAACAAUCUACAAAGGCAAUUCCUCUAUGAUCUUUAAAAGUAAAUAUUUGAUAGCGUUGGGAAUGCAUUGAAUCAAGCGCCACGUGAAAUAUUUCAGGUACACGAUACGAGAUUAGUAUUAAGACUGGAUGAUCGAAUAUUGUAUUUCGCAUCCGUUUGGAUUCUAAAAAUUCUGGAGUCCCUAGAUUCCACGGUAUUUAAAAAAAAAAAACCAUCGUAGGCAUGAAUAGUCGAAAUAACUCCUAAAAGUACUGUAUCGAUAAUUAUAAACGCUAUCAUUUUAAUUUCUAGUGAUUCCCAAUUAUGUUUCAAUAAUUAUUGAUGGACAGUUGUCCGGAUCCACUCGUUUUUAAGUUAAAACGGCCUAUUUUUGAAACGUCGCAACGAAAAAUUUAAGACAUUGCUGAUGACUGAUUAAUUGGGAGUCACGUUCAUUCUAAAUGCUAGUCAACAGUUUAAGUACUAUAGCUAUAAUAUAUUUUUAUCGCGAGUGGAACAACGUAGUACUAAAAAGCCAGAUACAAUAAUAUAUGAUUAACCAAACGAUGAGAGUAACUUAAUUGGAUUUAAUGAAAUGAUUAAUAGAUAACAGCAUCGAUCCAAUCAAUUAGUUAUCAAUGAAAUCAAUUUUUUUCUUCUCAUCGUUAUAAUCAGUGGGAGAUUUAAUUGUGAAAUUUUCAUUUUGAUGAAAAUUAUAAACAAUACUAUAGAUUAAUCACAGCUUACUGCUAGUAUGGGAUUCGAUAAUCUCGUUUGGAGAAUUCUCGAGCUUGAAAAAAAGUAUAAAAGUUAUACAAAAGAUAAUCACAAAUUUGAAAGUCCAAUCGUUGCAAGAGAUUGAAAUGUAUACUGGCUUUUAACGAACCAUAUCUUUAAAAUAAUUAAGUACCAAUGAUAUUGCAAUUGAUGAAGUAAAGGAACUGGAAACUGUCCGGUGGUAGACUUCAUGUAAAUAUUGGUGGUAGAAUUUUUAUUUCAACGUUUUUUAUUCAUCCUAUCGUUUUAAGGGAUCGAUGCCAACUGAUUUUUCAUAGUUGUACAUAAAGGAAAAUGAAUUAUAUAAUUUUGAUGAUUCUGUCUUAAGCGUCUGUUCCGAGAAGCGAUUGUGUGAAGAUCUCUCUGUUUACUCGUGAUUAAAUGAAGUUUAACGAGUGAAUCACUUAUUUAUUUAUCGAAUUAUUUGCACGAUCGCUUCUUAACAUUUGCUCAUAUUAUUGGAUUAGAUUUGAAAAGAUCUUGAAGUAAUAUUCGAUUAUUAAGAACGUCAUACCAAAAUAACUUUCAAAUCGAGAUCGAUCGGUGGCAAUUGCUGCCUGCUCCACGCCAACAUGAUAGAAAAUUUUAUAAAUUAUUAUCAUGUUCUCCAAUCAUGCAAGCACAAUGAGAAUUUUAAUAAGAGAGAUGAAGUUAUUGAAUUAUUCAAGAGUGAAACACAUGAUGUGUAGAGAUAACGAGAUGUCAAGGGAAUUGUAGUGAAUGAAUUUUUUGGGUUAUUACUGCAGAGUAGAGGAAAUAAACAUCGAAAAAAAAAAUAAUAA
Molecule: messenger RNA, 7166 nt
Organism: Fopius arisanus
Lineage: Eukaryota; Metazoa; Arthropoda; Insecta; Hymenoptera; Braconidae
Exons: 4
Coding region: 355-3654 (1099 amino acids)
Biological process (GO): neuromuscular junction development; positive regulation of protein tyrosine kinase activity
Molecular function (GO): protein kinase binding
Source: RefSeq, a predicted model, not a curated record